AUGGCUGGUUUGACCGAUGUCGGUGCGGACGGGUUUUAUUACUUGCAGAUCGGCAUCGGUACCCCGGAAAAGAAGUUCAAUGUGAUCCUCGACACGGGCUCUGCCGACGUGUGGCUCGCCGAUGUGGGAUGCGGAGGAUGCAAUGGCAUGGAUCGGUACGACGCAUCAAAGAGCUCCUCGUAUCAUGGCAGCAACAAACCUUUUUCGGUGCCGUACGGAAUCGGAUCGGUCGGAGGGACACUAGCAGCAGACGACGUGAGCAUGGCCGAUUACAAGAUCAACGACCUUACGUUUGGCCGUGCAACGAAACUCGUUAACAAUGCGAUUCGUGCUCCGGCUGCUGGCCUGAUGGGCAUGGCCUUCUCGAAGCUGUCCAGCGCAUCCGCAGCGACAUUUUGGCAAGUGGUGGCGGCCAGUGGGAAAUUCAUCGACCCUGUAUUCUCGUUCCAGCUAGUUUCCAAUGUUGGGAAUGUCAGGUCCGCCACGGACACGAAUCCCGGUGGCAUCUUCACGCUGGGCAAGCUGGACGACUCACAGUACUCGGGCGAUAUUACCUGGGUUCAUACGGCUUCUCAGUUUGGGUCGAAAGGAACGGGAUAUUGGGCCAUCCCCAUGGAUAAAAUCCAAGUCAAUGGCCACACCGUCUCGCUCGGCUCCAACAACGUCGCUGCCGUCGAUACAGGUACAACGUUGAUCGGCGGUCCUGCCGAGCUCGUCAAGGCCAUCUAUGCCAACAUUCCCAACGCAAAACCGGCGCCGGAAAAUGUCCUGGGCGGACGUGGGUAUUAUGUUUUCCCGUGCAAGCAGUCCUUUAAGCUGGAACUGACCCUGGGCGGCAAGGCAUUUACUCUCGACAGUACCACGCUGAACAUUGGCGCCAUUUCAACAAAAGGUGAUCAGUGCGCCAGCGCACUGUUUAUCGCUGAUAAUGAUGCCAGUGCAGGGAUGCCUGGGUGGAUCUUGGGUGAUGCCUUUCUGCGCACCGUCUACACCGUCUUUAGCUGGAGCCCCGAACGGAUCGGGUUCGCAGCGCUGCCCGAAGGUGGUGCCAAGACCUCACCCGACGCGGCGGGGGCACCCAUCUUUGCCAGUGGUCAAUGGACUACCCACGCCCUCUGUGGCAAGCGCCCCGAACGGUGGGGCGGCAUCUUCCAGCUCAGCCCGAAAUAUCCAGAGCACGUCGACAAGCACAUCGAAGGCAUCGUCCCCGAGCAGCACAAGUACACAAUCGUCCUCGUCCAGCGCGGUUUCAGCUAG
This is a messenger RNA of Malassezia japonica, 1257 nucleotides long. Its product is annotated as cathepsin D. Bases 1 to 1257 code for a protein of 418 amino acids. NCBI's taxonomy places the organism in Eukaryota, Fungi, Basidiomycota, Malasseziomycetes, Malasseziales, Malasseziaceae. Gene Ontology annotation, biological process: proteolysis. The transcript has 2 exons. Gene Ontology annotation, molecular function: aspartic-type endopeptidase activity. The record is from RefSeq and is a predicted model, not a curated record.